AUGGAUUCUCAUAGUUCUUCUUGUUCUCACGAUUCCGAAAGCUUUAUUCCUUCAUCAAAUUUUGAACCACCCCCUCCAGUUGAUUGUAUUUUACAAAAGUCUCAUUCCAUUGAUGGCGUCGCAGAUAAAAAUGAACCUGAUACCAAUUUUCGUAGAUCACAAUAUGCCACACAACCAGAUGGUACUUUCCUGUUAGUUUAUAUUACUUUCAAUAUAGAGUUUGCGGACGUUCCCUUCCAUUCAGCUAAUCCACUGGAUAGUAAUUUUUCUCCCUUAAAUGGUGAUGUAUCUUCCCAUGAUACAUUUGGUUCUGCCAAGUGUUUUGUAAAUCCUCAUUCACCUUUUCAUGGCAACGCGAUCUAUGAGAGUCAAAAUUCUACAUUUCCGCCUGCCCACUUGGUCUCUUCCAGUAAAAUAUUAGAAAUUUCCGAGAAUAUUGACCCUAAAAGGUUAGAUCAGCUGCAGAAGCUCUUAUAUCCUGCUCUUAGUUCUCGUGCGUCAGUUCCGUCUACGAACCCUACUAAAGCGAAUCUUCUCGAGUUUCAAUCGCAAGUUAACACCGAAUUCAGUUCUCUUGAGUCAUUACGUUCAAUUCCACAUGUGACGGACACUACUUCUACUCGAACAACAGGAUCUAGCUCUGAUUUAUUCAAGACGGAUUCUUCUUCUGGAUUUAGAGAGCCAUUGGUUCCACCUCGUCGCAGGAAUGUCGCCUCGACUUCUACAAAUACUUCUAAUGAGGAAAAUGAUAAUUCGCCUUUACUUUCUUUCGUCCUCUCUCUUACCAUUCAACUAAUUCCUAAACAAAUUGCUCAAACUGAAGAGUUAGAAUUCAAAGCUUCCGAUUUCGCUAAAACAAUCACUUGGCAGUCUCGAGUUCGACGAAAGGAAGAGAGCGCAGCAGACUCCAUUUCAGAAGCUGCUAAGAUACUAGCUGACUCUUUCAGUGACUGGACUCGCGAAAGUUUACUAUCUAAUUCAAAUGAAUCGCAUCGUUGCUGCAGCUGUACUUCAGCCACUUUGGCUAGAAAUGAACGUAAUGCUAACUGUCCCCGAAUCUCAUCCUCGUCAUCUGAAUACUUUGUUCCUUGCACAGUCAUUCCUGAAAGCAGUGAUUUGGAAGCACUAUCCGACACUGCUCUUGCUCCCAUGGGUCAAUCGAUUGAAUUCAAAGUAAUCAACCCAGAGACUACUAAUCGUACAUCGACAUCGUCUUCGGAAUACUUUCUUCCUUUUAAAGCUUCUUCACUUAAGAGGAAGUUGAAUGAGAACGCUAAUGGGACACAAGGUAUGCACUUAUAUGUCCUCACUAAUUCUUCUGCAGAGAGUGUCUUGAAUGAAACUAACGCUGAAACUCGAUCCGUGGUCAUCUCUUCUAGCACAGUUGAUGGUCAAAAUCAUUCUUCAACAUCAUCUUCAGAGUACUUAAUUCCUGUAAAAAAAUCUGCAAUGAGAAUGGCCAAGUCUGCUAAUCGAGAAGCGGUCGAUGCUGUUGAAAUGGAAAGUCAGCCGAAACCUGAAAGUAGCGCUGAAUCUGUUAUCCGUUUACAACACCAAGGGGCUUCGGUCAAUUUUGAAAAGCGUUCUGAAGUUAACGACCCUUCAAUUGAUAGUAGUCAAGAGAUACGAGAGCCAGGAACAAACAGUCUACCUUCUCAAAAUGAAGUGCAAAUAUCGGUUCCAAAUACACCUAAACCUUCUCUUCGGAGUAUCCUUCGUAACCGAGGCGGGAAAUCCGCAAACUUGACUCCAGACGCUAAUCAACAGCAAAUGGGAGGAGAUUCUUUGAACGCUUAUAAAUUGCGCACACCUCGUCAAGUCUCUUCCUCACGUGGGUAA
Messenger RNA from Rodentolepis nana, 1839 nucleotides. The record is from the annotation of a GenBank genome assembly. Lineage: Eukaryota; Metazoa; Platyhelminthes; Cestoda; Cyclophyllidea; Hymenolepididae.